This is a messenger RNA of Penaeus vannamei (Pacific white shrimp), 696 nucleotides long. The record is from RefSeq and is a predicted model, not a curated record. NCBI's taxonomy places the organism in Eukaryota, Metazoa, Arthropoda, Malacostraca, Decapoda, Penaeidae.
AAAAACGAAAGAAAGGAGUGUUAGAUUACAUUGAAGAAAGGCAAGAAAAGAAGCUACAGAAGAAAAUUACUGUCAUUGAAAGAAGAAAAGAGAAAAUGGCCAAGAAGAAGAAAUCAUUCCGUGCUGACCUUGGACAACUAGAGGAUAUGAAGAAGAAGGCUAAAGAAGAACGCAAAGCUGAACUGAAAGCAAGAAAAGCUUAUUACAAUAUCCACGGGAAGCUUGUUUACAGUAAAUUUGACUUCUCGGAGCACACUCCCAUACUUCAAGGUGUGGAGACAAAAUUAAGACCAGAGGACUUGAAGGUGAUGCUUGCCAAGACUCUAAAGGAGAAGGAAAAGAGGAAAGAUUUAGAGCAGAAAGGUGCUGGUGAUGUGGCAGCAAAGAGAAUGGAGGAAGCAGCUUGGAGCUCAGCAAUGCAGAAAGCUGAGGGGAAAAAAGUUCGAGAUGAUGUAGAUUUAUUAAGGAAAUCAAUCAAACUAAAAGAAAAACGAAAGAAGACGAGUUCAAAGAAGUGGGAACAUCGCAAGGAGAUGGUGCAGAAGAGACAGGAGGAGAAACAAGCAAGAAGAAAGAGAAAUAUAAAAGCACAGAAAGAGAGAAGACUGAAUAAGAAGAUGGAAAAAAUGAAAUCUAAAGGUCACAUAGUACCAGGCUUUUAAAUAGUGAGAAAAAAAGAAAAAAAGAAAAAAAAAA